GCAUGAUUGCAUCGUCUAAUAUUUCAAUUUAGUUUUUAGUUUUAUUCACAAAAUGCUGCAAUUACUGCGACAAAACUUCGCAAAAACUGUGAUUCCACAGCUGCAAAAGGCAGGCCACUUUUCGACGCUACCUCUACCGGUGCAACCACUUGCGGUAAGUCCGUCGCGUGCUCCUCGCUCGGUUUGGGUCGAAAAUCUCGACACGGUUGAGGAACAGAAGCUCGCCAUCCGGGAGCUGAGCUGCGAAGUGUUCGGAGCUACCCCACGGAUCGACAUCGUACAUCAGAACAUCCACUGGCAGCGGAUGAUUCGAUUCGUUAGUUUUGCGCAUUCGAAAACGCGCAACGAAGUGCGAGGAGGUGGCCGUAAGCCUUGGGCUCAGAAGGGCCUAGGCCGGGCGCGCCAUGGAUCGAUUCGGUCUCCGCUGUGGCGAGGCGGUGGUAUUGCACACGGACCACGCUCACCGACGACGCAUUUUUUCAUGCUUCCAUUUUUCACACGCGUGCUCGGUCUAGUUACGACAUUGUCCAUCAAACUCGCCCAGGAUGAUUUGCACAUCGUGAAGGAUUUGGAGAUUCCCACCGAUGAUCCGCAGUUUAUGCGAGAUUUGAUUCAGGAACGCGUGUGGGGCCCGUCGGUGCUGUUCAUUGAUAGCAGUGACAUCAUGCCACGGAACAUUACCGCCAUAGCGGACGAUAUUCCCCAAGUCAACCUGAUGCCGGUUUACGGAUUGAACGUCUACUCAAUGCUGAAGCAUAACACGUUAGUUCUGACCGAAAGUGCUGCUAAGGAUAUCGAGACCAAACUCAGCGAACAGCUGCAUCGAAACGACUCGCGGUCGUUGAUGAGUAAAUUCUUAGUAGAUCGUUAAAAAUAAAGAAGACACCGAAGGUAGUGGAAAAU
Sabethes cyaneus is the source of this 903-nucleotide messenger RNA. It is a transcript of the gene mRpL4, whose product is annotated as 39S ribosomal protein L4, mitochondrial. NCBI's taxonomy places the organism in Eukaryota, Metazoa, Arthropoda, Insecta, Diptera, Culicidae. The record is from RefSeq and is a predicted model, not a curated record. The transcript has a single exon. Gene Ontology annotation, biological process: translation. Gene Ontology annotation, cellular component: ribosome. Gene Ontology annotation, molecular function: structural constituent of ribosome. The coding region runs from base 53 to 871 and encodes 272 amino acids.